Molecule: messenger RNA, 1374 nt
Organism: Manihot esculenta (cassava)
Lineage: Eukaryota; Viridiplantae; Streptophyta; Magnoliopsida; Malpighiales; Euphorbiaceae
Exons: 3
Coding region: 1-1374 (457 amino acids)
Source: RefSeq, a predicted model, not a curated record
AUGCAUUCUGAUAGAGGUUGGAUGUAUGCAAGACUAAAAGAUGGUCUACUAAAUCCUUUAUUCCUUGAAGGAUUAAAUGAAUUCAUAUCAGCUGCCAAACAGUUUCCAGACUGUUUGAAUGGAGAACUAAUUAGGUGUCCAUGUAAUCGAUUUAAGUGCCAAAAUCGCAGUUUUGAAGAUGAGAAUACAGUUAGGUUUCAUCUAAUGAAAUAUGGGUUUGUUAGAGACUAUUAUGUAUGGUAUUUGCAUGGCGAAAUUCAAAACUACAAUGUGAUCCAUAAAAGAAAUGCAGCAGAGCCUAGUUUCUCCCCAUCAAUAAGUAAUGAGCCUUCAAACCAAUCUAUUCAAAGAUUGUAUGACAUGUUGGCAGCUGCUAAUCAGGAAUUGUGGCCAGGUUGUGAAAAUCAUUUGCAACUGUCAGCUGUGGCAAGGAUAUUGAAUAUCAAAUCUGAACAUCAUUUGUCUGAACGUUGCUUUGACAAUAUUUGUCAAUUCAUCAAAGAAAUUUUACCUAUUGAUAAUUUAUUUACUGAUAAUUUCUACUCUACAAAGAAAUUACUUGAAGGCUUGGGAUUACCAAUUCAGAAGAUUCAUAGUUGCUUAAAUGAUUGUAUGAUUUAUUGGGGUGAGGAUAAUGAAUUGCUCAGGUGUAAGGUGUGUGAUCAUCCGAGACUACAAAGGUUGUACGCAUCUAAUGCUACAGCUAAGGAUAUGACUUGGCAUGCCACUCAUGGGACUGAUGAUGAUUUAAUGCAUCAUCCAUCUGAUUCGAAUGCAUGGAAAGCUUUUGAUAACAAUUGGCCUCAUUUCAGUGCUGAGAAACGUAAUGUCCGUCUAGGACUGUGUACCGAUGGUUUUCAACCCUUUGGACAAUCUGGUCAGCAAUAUUCAUCAUGGCCCGUCAUAUUGACACCGUACAAAUUACCUCCAUGGUUAUGCAUGAAAGGUGAGUAUAUGUUUCUCACUAUACUUGUCCCAGGGCCUAGAAAUCCAAAAGAUAAGUUGGAUGUGUACUUGCAACUCCUAGUAACUAAGCUGAAAGAUUUAUGGGAGAAUGGAGUUGAAACAUAUGAUGCAUUCAAUAAAGAAAAUUUCAACUUGCGAGCUGCUUUAAUGUGGACUAUAAGUGAUUUUCCUGCUUAUGCAAUGUUAUCUGGAUGGAGCACUGCAGGACGGACCGCUUGUCCUUAUUGCAUGGAAGAUAGUGAUGCGUUCACAUUGACAAGAGGAGGUAAGCAAUCAUGGUUUGAUAAUCAUCGUAAAUUUUUACCUCCUAGCCAUUCUUUUAGAAGAAACAAAACAUCUUUUAGGAAGAAUGUAUCUGUUACUAAGAAAGCUAAACCACCAAUUUUCGGUGAAGAAUUACUGAAAUAG